AUGAAGUUCGAGAGCGCUAGGCCCGACACUAGCUUCCUCGAGUUUGCUGAGCAGCAUCAGGACCUCACCGGCUACAUCAAGCACUUGACACUCUCAGGGCAAGGCCUGCGUUGGGGAAUCACGACGACCCCCGUGCUCAAUCUCGAUGCGCUUGUGUCGAUUCUUUCAAAGCUACCUGCUCUCCUGCGGCUUUCUUUAUCCUCCUUCCGUUUUGUCUCCCGGACCGACUCUCAGAUGGAGGGGCCCCGCUCGACUCCGUUCGCGCUCAGACGCCUCGAUGUUCUCGACUUCUGUCAAGCCACCUCGUUGCGUAGUGCAGUCGCCGAUCUUGCCGACCUGUUGUCAGCCUUCACCGUUCGCACGCUCGAGUUCGGUCGAGUGCAUCACUAUAGAGUCGACAACACGGCUUACGGCACUGCUUGCGCGCACCGGUUCGACGUGCCGAACCUUAUCGUUUGGGGCAUGUCGAAGGAGAUAGGCCUGGUCGUGCGCCGGGACACGCUCCGGUCGUUGCGGGUUCGCCAUCUGCUCCGGUGGAUGGUGCCGGAGUACAUAGUCGUUUUCCUUCGCGACCAUGGUCGGAACAUCACCGAGCUCGAUCUCGACCUCUCUUGGACCCAGGGGCUCGCUUCUCGCGCCCCCCCUUCGCCGUCCCCGCAGCUCAUGCAAGCAGUAGGCGAAGCAGCCUCCUCAUGUAGAGCGCUCGAGGCGCUGGUCCUCCGCAUCGACGAAGUGCACCCAACAAAUAGCCUGGUCUUCUCCGGUUUGCUUGGCACCCUCGAAGCCGGGGCGCUCCGCAAAAUUGUGCUCUCCGUAGACAGAGCGUUGUCCGUCUGGCCCUUGCAUCUCGAGAGCGACGAGGCCGACGAGGGCUGGGAUUGGAAGGCGGUCGACACGUUGCUGUCGCGCGCUCGAUACCCCAUGCUCGAUAGCGUCGUGCUUGCGCCGCAGCGCCCCAGGGCAGGGGACACCCAGCACAAUCUCUACUCCGCGGCUGCGAAGAUGUUGCCUGCCGUGCAUAACGCUGGCCUUCUACAAGUCGCUUUAUGUGUUUAA
Dichomitus squalens LYAD-421 SS1 is the source of this 1056-nucleotide messenger RNA. RefSeq lists its product as uncharacterized. The record is from RefSeq and is a predicted model, not a curated record. Bases 1 to 1056 code for a protein of 351 amino acids. NCBI's taxonomy places the organism in Eukaryota, Fungi, Basidiomycota, Agaricomycetes, Polyporales, Polyporaceae. The transcript has 2 exons.